AUGCUUGUUGUUCGACUUGCAGCCGCCGUGGCACAUCAGGCGUCUUGCAUGCGUAGUCAGUCGUGGAGCAUGAUGCAGCCCGAUUGUCGCUCCCCUUUCCUGCCUGUCUGGCUGCUGCGGCCCUCAAGCAAGAUCCACAGCGUUUGGACGCAUGUCAGGAAGCCCCUGACAAGUGAUCACAUACAGAAUCAAGCCUUCCUUGUAGUUUCAUCUUGCAAGCUGCCAAAGAGCUCUGGAUCAGCCAAUGCGUGGGAGUGCUUCGAAAGGGGCGGAGCGCGUAGCAAGAACCCGACAUCGAGAUGA
Molecule: messenger RNA, 303 nt
Organism: Symbiodinium natans
Lineage: Eukaryota; Dinophyceae; Suessiales; Symbiodiniaceae
Source: the annotation of a GenBank genome assembly